This is a messenger RNA of Gongylonema pulchrum, 240 nucleotides long. The record is from the annotation of a GenBank genome assembly. Lineage: Eukaryota; Metazoa; Nematoda; Chromadorea; Rhabditida; Gongylonematidae.
AUGAAAAGAGGGUAUGUAAGUACCGAAUUUGUGUUUUAUCUUAUGUCGCCGAUAUUUCUGUUAGCAUUUGCUCAGUCUCAGUAUUUUGGUUAUAUACUUGCGGUGCUAUCCAUAACCCUUUCGAAUGUCACUCGUGCUUACGCGAUGCUAGCUUACAACAUGCCACCAACGCAACUUGGUUGGAGCAGACCACUUAUCUUUAAUGCCAAUUUUAUGGAGGUUUGUUCAAAUUUAAGCUGA